ACUUUAUUGGAAAAGAACAAUAUAAGUAUUGUGACGUAUGAAAGUUUUACGGAUAAUCCACGAGUUGCUAUUGAAAAUCUUAAGAAAAAGGACGCCAGGAUAAUUUUUGGAUUUUUUUACCKAGCGGAUCAUUAUAGAGUUUUCUGUGAGACAUACAAACAGGGAAUGUAUGGCGAUAAGUACGUUUGGAUCUUAAUAUCAGGACGAAAUGACGACAACUGGUGGAAAGUACAAAGUCCAUCAGUCGACUGCACGCCCAAGGAAAUCCGCGAGGGUCUGGGUAACAAUAUAGGUACAGGAGAAAUGAAGCUAAGCACUAACUCUGGGAAAACCAUAUCGGGAAAGACUCCAUUACAACUUUGGGAAAGUUACAUCAACCGUGCAAAGACUUCUGGGUAUCCAAUCAACUCCUUCGCGCCAUUUGGUUACGACGCAGCUUGGGCAUGCGCGUUGACUCUCAAUGUUUCCAUAGGGAUUCUCAAAAACAAAGGCAUAUCUUUAGAGGACUUUAACUAUACUAAUACGUAUAUGAAAAACGUGUUUUUUGACAUACUGAAGGAGAUAUCUUUUUCUGGAAUGACGGGCCGUAUUCAUUUUGACAAGAAUUUUGACAGGAUCACAAAACUAGAGAUCCGACAAAUACAAGGAGAUACAGAAAGGCGUGUUGGAUUGUAUGACAUGGMAAAAGAAACAUACAUUGAUUCUCCUAAUGCAACAUAUUAUUGGCAAGGAGGAAGGGUACCAGUGGAUGGACUGACAGAGACAACUAUGGAACUGAUCGUCAGCCCUUGGUUAUUCUGGACGAUAGCAACGUUAUCGAUUAUUGGAAUCCUAAUAGCUUURAGCUUUUUAGCGUUUAACAUACGCAACAAAGAAGUCAGAUAUAUCAAGAUGUCGUCUCCCAACCUCAACAAUCUUCUCGUGAUUGGCUGCAUCAUGGUCUACAUUGGCGGAAUCAUUAAUGGUUACCACGGAAACCACUACCAUAUUGUUUGCAAGAGUGAAGUGUGGAUUGUUACYAUUGGUUUUACGCUGGCAUUUGGYGCUCUUUUUAGCAAGACUUGGCGAGUUCACGUGAUCUUUUUAAACUCCAAUAAAACGUCAAAAAGRGUUAUUAUACGUGACAGACAGCUAUUUAGCAUGGUGGGGAUGUUUCUGCUGAUUGACUUGGUAAUGCUCAUAACGUGGCAAGCGGUCGAUCCAUUGGUAGAGCGUACACAAAAUAUGCCCCAGGAGAUAUCUGGAGACACAGCAAUCUUACCAUACAUCCGAUAYUGUGGCUGCAACCGAUUGGAAAUAUGGAAAGCUAUUAUGUUCGUCUAUAAGGGACUCUURCUWCUUUUUGGCACAUAUUUGGCUUGGGAAACCCGUAAAGUGCACAUUCCAGCUUUGAAUGACAGCAAGUUAAUUGGGAUGUCUGUGUAUAAUGUAGUGGUACCSUGUGUUCUUAUCAUUCCAAUCAGAACAGUACUGGAAAGCAAUCGAACAGCAUCAUUUGCCUUGGUAUCAUUUUUGACAAUAUUUUGUACGACAUUCACGCUAUGCAUCGUGUUUAUUCCUAAGAUUAUCUUCUUGAAAAACAAUGAUGGCAAUGAUAUAGCGGCAUGUACUACGAACUCUGUUGGCAUUAAAACUGGACAUCCGCAGGCCGAUCAGAACUCUCUUGGUGUAUCGACAUCUCAUACUGAGCCUGGUAAUGUAAAGCUCGACAUCUGAAUACAUUAAAGAGAAGCUCGACGCAGUUCGAGUUUGUUCAUUGAAGGCUUCAAGCUCAACGAGGAUUAGGUGUGACUCAUUAUCCUCAACCGAAGCCUGCAUUUCGCUCACAAUACAAGCACCAACAGCCUGUGAAGCGCAGCUCUAGGGGUGGGUUGGGGUGCAAAGAUAUGUAUAAAUUGCACUGAAAUUUGUUAUGUUAAAGAUGUUUUCAGUGAAGAAUAACAAAUCAGAAAUAAUCUGGUAAAUACUGGCAACGCUCAAAAGUCGAAUGAUCUCAGAUUGUUACAAAAUGAAAUCAGUAUCACGAAGUCCUGAAUCAAAUAUUCUUUGAAGUGGCAGCGCAAAGGCCGAGAAUUGAAAGAUUUGAUAAUUGUAAUUUAUGAAUUGUAAAUAAGCUAUAUUCCUAUCAGUUUAUCUGAUUUUAUUAUUCGAUUAAAUAAAUAUGCAAAUAUUCA
Exaiptasia diaphana is the source of this 2174-nucleotide messenger RNA. Its product is annotated as gamma-aminobutyric acid type B receptor subunit 2. The annotation marks the transcript as partial. The transcript has 13 exons. Gene Ontology annotation, cellular component: G protein-coupled receptor heterodimeric complex; membrane. Lineage: Eukaryota; Metazoa; Cnidaria; Anthozoa; Actiniaria; Aiptasiidae. Gene Ontology annotation, biological process: gamma-aminobutyric acid signaling pathway; G protein-coupled receptor signaling pathway. Gene Ontology annotation, molecular function: G protein-coupled GABA receptor activity. The record is from RefSeq and is a predicted model, not a curated record.